Caenorhabditis briggsae is the source of this 5079-nucleotide messenger RNA. Lineage: Eukaryota; Metazoa; Nematoda; Chromadorea; Rhabditida; Rhabditidae. The transcript has 22 exons. The record is from RefSeq and is a predicted model, not a curated record. Gene Ontology annotation, molecular function: protein binding. Gene Ontology annotation, biological process: regulation of mitotic cell cycle; mitotic spindle organization. Gene Ontology annotation, cellular component: mitotic spindle. The coding region runs from base 1 to 5079 and encodes 1692 amino acids.
AUGGCACACAUCUGGUUUGAUUCCGAGUUCCAUGAAGCCCGACUAAAAAACGUUGUCGGUCGGAGUGGAGUCACAGUAAACGGAAUCGCUCUUCAUCAUGCAUCUGAUACACUCCUCCAAGUCGCAGGAAGCUCAAUCAUCGUUAGCUCAGCAGCCGGACAUGAUAAAUUCGAAGGACAUCUCAUCUCACAAACGAAACAACAGUUCACAUGUGUAGCAGUGACAGCAUGCGGUAGAUAUGCGGCUACUGGAGAGACCGGACACCAACCAGCAGUACGACUCUGGCAACUCCGAGACGAUCAAGGGAACUUUGUGGGUCGGCUGGUCCGAUCCAUGCAAGCUCAUACAGUAUCCAUCACAAUAGUUCGAUUCACUCCGGAUGAUAGCACACUCAUAUCCAUUGGAUGUCAACACGAUGCUCAGAUAAUCACAUGGGAUUGGAGGAAUGGACAUGACCUUGGAAUCGGAAAGCUUAUGUCUCCAGUAAACGCUUUAACUAUUUCAUUUGACAGUAGCAUGUGUGUGACUGUUGGCAGCAAAUCUGUCAAGUAUUGGUUUUUACCUCUGGCUUCAGAUGGACUCAACAAACGAACAGGAUUGACGAGUCGAUCAGCUAUUUUGGCUGACAAGAGAAACGUUAAUUUUGUGGAUGCGUCGUUUUGUGACGCAACGAAUCGAAUGGUGGCGGUGACGUCGAGUGGAGAGCUUCUGGAGUUCAAUGGGAAUAAGAAGGUUUGGAGCAAAAUUAUAUUUCUGUAUGUCAAGUGUUACUCAUGGAAAGAAAGUGGAGAUUUCAAAGCAAUUUGCAUUGCGAAAAUCCCAGAAGGACUGCUUGUCGGAUGCUCGGAUGGACUAGUUCGAUUAUUCUGUUUGAUUGGAGAAGACCUAGAUUUCUUGGCUGAUCUUGCACCACCAACUCAUCUUUUCCAAGAUCCGUCAAACGUCUACGAAACUCAACAGUUGCAGAAUCAUCCAGAAGAUGCUAUAUUUCCUGAACCUCGGUGUCUUGUUGCCUCAUCUUCCAGUCCAACAUUUGUAGUUGGCUACGCUGAUCGAUCGCUGAUCGAGUUUGCCCGGGAGAACAAGUCAUGGUCUUUCCGAAGAGCGAGUUUGGGACAUACUGGAUCUGUAAAUUGCAUAGAACCAUUCCCAUCUUCUUCGCCCUGUUUACCAGCUGGAACUCUUAUUACCGGAGGAUCAGAUGGAACCAUUCGAUUCUGGAAUUUCGGCGCCGAGAGUGAAGACAAAAAAGAAAUAGCGAAUAUUCUUUGCCCUUCUCUACUGAAAGUGGUGUAUUUGGACGAGAAUCCAGACUUACUACUCGACAAAAGAAAUUUGGAAUCUGUCGGACCAUCUAACGAAGACCAUCAGACAGCAUCACCUUCUGGAGUUCUCUGUACACGUGUAACUCAUGAUGGAAGAAUGAUGAUCGCUGGAACAGCAACUGGAAUGCUAUAUCUAAUUGAUCUUUUCUUCUCGGACACUCCGAUAAUCGAUGUCAUAAAUGCUCAUGAUAACGAUGUGACAUCCAUUGAUUUCUCUGAUCAUGCGACUACAUCUUCUCAUGAUCAACCAAUGUUUUUGUCAUCUGGUGGAAGAGAUCGAUUCGUUCAUGUUUUUCGAAGGGUACCGUAUAGUUCGCAAUUCGUACAUUGUGCAGUUUUGGAUGGUCAUCAAGCAGCAAUCAAGUCCAUUAAAUUUGCAUCGAACAAUGGUCAACUCCAUCUCUACACAGCCGCCACAGAUCGGAGUCUGAUAAUCUGGAAGCUGAAUUCAUUCAGUGAUCAACAUUCGGAGUUCACAAGAGUUCAGCAGUUAUCAGUCACAUCAAGUAUAGGAGAUAUGACAUUUAUCAAAUACGUUGAUAUGUUUGUGGUCGGAGGGCAUGAUCGAAUGCUCCGACAAAUUGAUAUCAAUGGUAAACCUGUUCGAGAAGUCAAGGGAACUGAUGAUGACGUUGCACAUAGUGGAAAGAUCCAUAAAAUUGCCAUUGAUCAUUCUGGAUCCUAUGCGAUUUCUGUCUGUUCCGAUAAAUAUGUGUAUGUUGUGGAUCUUCGAACUGGAGGUUGUCUAGCAGUUCUAUGUGGAUUCGGAGCUCCUCCAACAGAUGCCACGUUUACUGAUGACUUCAAAAAUGUAGUUGUGACAACUUCAAAUGGAGCUAUAUUCGUUUGGCAACUGGCAAAGAAUCUAACGGAACGAAUGAUAUCUGCACAAGUUCGAUUGAUGGAAGAAGUAACCAUGAGAACUUCAACACCUGACAGUCUUCUCGGAAGUGGAAGCGAAACUAUAAGCGGCGACUCAAGUUCGUUUGCCAGACCACUUGGUGCUCCAGAGUUUUCUGGAAGUUCAGCAUCACUGUAUUCUGACGACGACGAUUCAACCAGAUUCUCUUCUUCGGUCCGAAGCAGUCGAUCGAAACAAAUCCUUCCAAACGGCGGACAUCUGAUUGGAAAUUCGAGUUACGCACGUGUUGGAGAUAGUUCCUUCUCUCCGGCGGUCCAGUCUGCGCCAGCUGUCGAACGACGGACCCACACGAAUCUAUUCUCGCACGAUCAAUACGAAACUGAUAUAUCUGAAACCCAAUCGGAUUUCGUAUCAUCGAGAAGAAAAAAUCGUAUAUUCUCGGACGAAGACGAUCAAGACUCGAAUCUUGGAAGUGGCCAAUACCUGGCAGCUCCUCUGAACGACGCUCGUCGCUCGGCGUCUCCAUCUUUGUACGUACCUCCAGAACAUCUCCGAGGAUAUCAAAGUAGUAAAUCAAUGAUGAAUUUACGGGACGUAACGGGCGGUGGUGUCCGAGUACAGACUGCCAAAGAACUCAUGAUGUCGCACAUUGCAUCACAACGUAAUUCGCAGUCUGGAUCCUCUUCCCACUUGUCAUCAGCGAACACAUCUGGACGAAUGAAGUGGGGAGAUAUGCCGCAGUCAUCCAACAAUAACGACUGGCAUCCAUCCUCAACUGUAGAUAUUCAUCGCGUUUCACCAGUCAUGGCCACUUCAAUGGCUCCGCCCCAUCACCAGCAACAAUAUGGAGGAUAUCCUAGAGAUCAUGGACCCUCCUACCCAAUGCCAGACUCCACCCAUCCCCCACCAUUGGCUCCUCGUACUACAUCAAGAGUUUUAACAGCUGCUCCAUCCCAACAAGCACUCCAACAAAUCCAAGCAAGUUCUCCAUUCCGACGAAAGUCAAUGGAUCGAAACAGUCUCUCGAAGAAGUUUUUGGAAAACGGAGGAACCCAACCGAAAACUGUGUGGAGCUCAUCGGCCCUUGCCACUUCAGGAGCUCCACGACGAAGUAAUUCGAAUCUUUUCGCUGCUACGAAUCUUGAAGUUCCGUCUACAACAACGAAUCUGUCAAGACGACACACAGAUAAGCAACCACAGAAAUUGCGUUUUACGACAACUGUUCAAACGCGCGAAAUUUCUCUGGAUAAUGACGUCAUCGAUUCUGAUGACGACGACGUUAUCACUUCUACGACUUUCGAGCCGAAAUCCAGGGUUAGAAUCGGUUAUCGUCGACCGAGUACUGUAACUGUAGACACACGUGAUGCUGAUGUGGCAAGAAGACGUGUGGCAUCGAGGACUAGAAAAACUGAAAGAGCUGAUGAUCUCAACUUUGCAUCUUCCCUCCGCAGUAGAAGCCAAAGCCCGAACAAGCUGGCUCUAAGUCAAAUGAUCAACUCUAGAGACACACCAUCAAGUCCAUCAUCUACAGCUGGAAGUUCCAUAGUUGGAAGAGGGCUCCAGGGACAACGACGUCGCGAUUCAGAUGUAUCCUACGUCCGAUCAGCUACACGUGGUAGAGAUGAAAUGAGAAAGAGCACGGAUGCACUGAACAAACUUAUGGCCGUCAGAUCGAAGUUACACCAAUCAAGUGAAAAUCUGAGGAAGUCCACAGAGAACUUGGCACUUCUGAAAAAUCUGGAAGAGGCUUCAAACUAUUCGACGCCAAAGACAAGGACAAGAAGUAGCAGUAAUUUGAGAAAUAGAGAAAUUCUUGGAAAUAUGGAAUCGUUUGAAACAUUUGAUGCUGAUUCAAGGAUGAGGUCUGGCUCCACAAGUUCUCUUGCUCAAUCCAGAAUGAUGGCUCGUAGUAUUGGAAAUCUAAACGAUGGACUUGCAAUGGAGGGAUCCAAUGUAAAUAGUCCGAGUCAGCGAAUGGCCAAUACUAUCCAAAUGAUGAGAAAGGCUAGUAAUCCAGAUCUCACGGCUCCAGAACAAUUCGAAGACACUGGAAGCCCAUUCGCUCAACGAAUGGCCCGUGGAGCUGUACAGAAGAAGAUGGAGAGAUAUCGUGCCAAAAAUAAGACUGGAAACGUUGUUGGAAGAAAUCAAACAUCCGAAGAAAGUGAUUCGAACAACUCGGAUAUGAUGCCUUUGAGUAUCAAUAAAAGAGCAUUGACUGCAGGAAAUCGAUCUACAACUGGAUCGGAUUUCUCUCCUGCCUCAUCACGCGGUUCUUCUUCUCUCGCAAUGGGAAGCGGACCAAUCGGCAGUGGUCUUCCAUCGAGCCGUCGGCUAUACGAUCAACAGAGAAGUGGUCUAUCCUCGUCUAGUACUCCAAGAAGAACUGGAAAUAACUAUUUGGUGGCCAAGAUGAGUGAGCAAAUGAACAAAUCAAUGGAGGGACCAGAUCUCGGAAGUGAUGAAUCUCCACGUAGUUCUGUUAACUCGCACGAGUGGCAGAAUCUCAUGGAGAACUCUCAAGAUGGAACUAAAAAUCCACUGAUUUGUCACGUUCAAGACUGUAUGGAGCAGCUGCGUAUUCACGUUGACAAGAGUCUUCAGGCGAAGAAAUUGGUGAGUGUGGAGGACGAUACGACUUUGGCUAUCGAACAGAAAAAGAUAGUUAUGUGUGAGAUCGAUCGAUCCAUCGAACGUAUGAUUGAAAAACUAGCGCCAAACCAAGUAUCCAGGUAUCCCCGAACAACCCAAGAUUCCAAAAUUUCCCAAUUUUUCAGUAUCAAAUCAAAUGACAGAAGCAACGGAAACAACAUGUCAGUUGGUAAUGAUUAUACUCCAAAAGGAGCCAAUAUCUACGGAAUUCUGAAAGAGAAUCUCUCAUCCAGACAAUAA